AUUAAAAUCUAAACCUUCAAGCAUUUAUUUCACAACCCACCAAAUUCCUCCCUCUCUCUCUCUCUUAAAUUUUAAGAUGCAGGGUCCAAAUUCUCUGCACACAACACUGUUCUUAUUCAUAGCCUUCUUCCUCCUGGGCUAUUCAUCCUGUCUCAAGAUUGGCGAAACAUGUUCAACAAGAAGCAACAACUGCGACACCGGCCUAACAUGCGGAACUUGCCCGGCCAAUGGCAACACAAGGCCACGGUGCACCCGGAUCCACCCGAUAAUUCCCACCUCCACGGUAAAAGGGCUGCCGUUUAACAAUUACACAUGGCUGACUACCCACAAUUCGUUUGCUCGGACCGGGUCAAAUUCGGGUACCGGGUCGUCUCUUCUAGCUCCGACCAAUCAGGAGGAUUCCAUCACUGAUCAGCUCAAGAAUGGCGUUCGAGGACUUAUGCUUGAUUUGUACGAUUUCAACAACGACAUUUGGUUGUGCCACUCCUUCAACGGCCAGUGUUUCAAUGUCACAGCAUUCCAACCAGCUAUCAAUGUUUUAAAAGAAAUUCAAGUGUUCCUUGAAGGAAACCCCACAGAGAUUGUGACCCUCUUCAUCGAAGAUUACGUGUCGUCGUCUCGAGGCCUCUCCAGAGUGUUCAAUGCAUCGGGCCUCACCCCGUACUUGUUCCCGCUCUCGCGAAUGCCAAGAAAUGGCCAAGACUGGCCCACGGUGGAUGAUAUGGCACAGAAGAAUCAACGUCUCGUCGUCUUCACCUCUAAGUCAUCCAAGGAAUCCUCCGAAGGGAUCGCCUAUGAAUGGAACUACGUCGUGGAAAAUCAAUAUGGAAACGGCGGGCUGAAAGGCAGCGCGUGCCCUAGUCGCUCCGAGUCAUCUGGGAUGAGCACAUUGUCAAGGUCGUUGGUGCUGAUGAACUACUUUCCAACUAAUCCGAAUACAUCUGAGGCUUGCGUCGACAACUCUGCGGACUUGAUUAGCAUGAUGAGAACUUGUUAUUCUGCUAGCGGCAACCGGUGGCCUAAUUUCAUUGCAGUUGAUUUUUACAAGAGGAGCGACGGUGGGGGAGCCGCGGAGGCUGUCGACCAAGCAAAUGGUCAGCUAACUUGUGGCUGUGGCAACAUUGCCUAUUGCAAGGCAAAUGCCACAUUUGGUACGUGUGAUGUGCCAGUGCUUUCGCCUCCGCCUCCAUCGCAGUUAUCUCCUACGGAGACACGAGAAGGGCCUAUCAGUGGUUCUCCGUUUACCAGGCCGUGCCGAUCUUGUUUGUUUUUCGUAACACUUUUGACACUUCUUCUUACGCGCCUUUGAUUCUACAAACGGGGAGAUGUGUUGUUGUAUUCGAGAUUAUUAUUGAGAGUGCAUUUUCUACAUUGUUUUCCAGCCUCUCUUUUAGGAUGCUCUGUGUUCUAGUACUAGUGUAUUAUUGAGCAUGUGAAUGAAUCAAUGUAUAGCCUGUAUAAUAAUUCUUGUACAUUAUGAAAGAAUUUUGAACAUGAAAGGGGAAUAAAUUUUACA
This is a messenger RNA of Salvia hispanica, 1516 nucleotides long. RefSeq names its product PI-PLC X domain-containing protein At5g67130-like. The record is from RefSeq and is a predicted model, not a curated record. Gene Ontology annotation, biological process: lipid metabolic process. Lineage: Eukaryota; Viridiplantae; Streptophyta; Magnoliopsida; Lamiales; Lamiaceae. Gene Ontology annotation, molecular function: phosphoric diester hydrolase activity.